Biomphalaria glabrata is the source of this 1332-nucleotide messenger RNA. RefSeq lists its product as uncharacterized. The transcript is spliced from 9 exons. The record is from RefSeq and is a predicted model, not a curated record. NCBI's taxonomy places the organism in Eukaryota, Metazoa, Mollusca, Gastropoda, Planorbidae. Bases 131 to 1198 code for a protein of 355 amino acids.
UAUGCAUAUUUCUCUUAAAAAAAAACUAUAGCCUAAUCAAAUAUGUGUUCUUAUUAGAUAUUAGAUGUAUUUAUAUUACAUAUUUUCAUAAUUUUAUUUUUAUAAGUUUAAUAAUUGAAAUAAAAGAACUAUGGCGCCAGUACAACAGGAGAAGUCUGUUCCGAACUUACCCCCUCUAAGAGAAACCAUUCUAGUCCUAGUAGUCUCAUUAAGUGUUGUCUGUGCAUUCACUGACUUAAGAAGUAUUCCAUGCAUGACACCGUAUCUUCAAAAUCUCGUACCUCCCAAGCGUUCAGUGUGGUCUGGUGUCAUCCAGCUGUCCCUCGUGUGUCACUCAGGCUUCGAUAUUGCUCUAAACUCUCCACUAGAUGGCAGGUUCGAGUGUAAACCAGACGGGAAACCAUGGAAACCUGACUUCAUCCCAGACUGCAACCCAUUAAUGAGGCCACAAAGUAUUGCCAUUAAAGUGAUAAUUAGCCAUAGCACUCUCUGCUCCUCGUUGAUCACUGCCAAAGUUUCAAGUGACAACUCCAGCAUUGUAUUUGCAUCGAGGACUGUAAACAUUCUUGAAUUGUGUCAGAGGUCCAAAAUCUCCUCGUCAUGUCGGGUGGCGAGUCUUCUUCUUGCAUGUAGUAACAAUGAAUCAAAACUUUUCCUCAAACUGACCACCAAGUUUUCUGAUGCGGUCAACAGCGAACUGGUCAGAGGGGAGAGUACAAGUUUGAUCGACUCACUAGUCCAGCAAAUGAACAUCCCGAACAACGCCAGCAUGCCCCACGUCAUCGACGGAGAAGGGUGUCAACCAGGAACUUUGGGGGCGUAUGAUGACAAGAUAGGCGCCGUUUGCCGAGGCUGUUCACUUGGCCACUACCUAUCUUCCAAUAACACCUGCUUGCCCUGUCCUCCUGGAUACUACUCAGACGUGCCACUGAGGCAACGGUGCAAUGUCUGUCCCGGCCUGGUCAGUGUCGCAGAAAACGUGUGGGCAAAGGUCAACGCUACUGGUCAGUGGAUGGCAUUCGCCAUUUCCAUGUGUCCAAAAUUCUAUAAUGAGCCCAAUGUCAACUUGUCGAUUGCGAAGGCUUUAGAAGCAAUAAACAAAGCAUACAACAGUUCCAACAGACCGGAAGUUUGCAUUGUCGUCUGCGUGUUUCUGAUGCUCUUGUAUGGAUUGGUCGAAGGGAAGCUAUCAAGAUAAAACCGGAAGUUUUAUCUAGUAUUUUGCUUAAAGUAGAGUCAAACACUGCCUUCUGUUGGCUGCCUUAUAAUCUCAUUCUAUUGUUUUUAAUUUUUAACAAAGUUUUUGUAAAUAAAAAAAAAAAAAAGAUUAUA